Molecule: messenger RNA, 3422 nt
Organism: Sphaerulina musiva SO2202
Lineage: Eukaryota; Fungi; Ascomycota; Dothideomycetes; Mycosphaerellales; Mycosphaerellaceae
Product: cysteine proteinase
Exons: 7
Coding region: 885-2699 (604 amino acids)
Biological process (GO): protein K48-linked deubiquitination
Cellular component (GO): nucleus
Molecular function (GO): cysteine-type deubiquitinase activity; ubiquitin binding
Source: RefSeq, a predicted model, not a curated record
CCGGAUUGCGCAUUUGGUACCUGGCAUGAUUGAUAGCACCUGUGCCCGGUGGCGGUGCGCGCGAAGUAGGUCAUCUGUGUGGACUCUGCAGCAGAGUGGAUCUUGGGAUCUGGCGCGAGUCGCGAUCUGCUGGGAACGUAUAUAUGCACCAUCCUGCUGCUUGGUGCGCUUCUGUGCUGUGGUUCUGCUGCCGAUACCCUGGUCCAUUUUUGAAGGUUACUCUACAGCAAGGAAGAAGAAGAAGUGCAGCACCCUUUGUCUCGUACCCUCCCACGCAGUGCAGUCCGAGCCUCCGAGCAACGUCUUCCAGCCUGGUGGUGCAUCUACUUGGGGCGCAGGUCUCUCUUCUGUCUUGUUGAUUGAGAUAGAGCUCUUUUGGCGUGCUCGUUCGUUUACAAUAAUACCUGCCUUACCGAAGGUACCUUACCUGUCCAUCACUCUGCUGCUCCGCUUCCUCGAGCGCGGCCGCUUCAAUCAAUAUCUGCGGCGGAAGUGUGCAUGCUUGUAUAUGCGUGCGCACGAGUUCUCUGGUCCAAGUCUCGGGAUAGGGCGACACAUAUCGUACCACGGGUCCAGGAGAACAGCAGCAACGGGAGCAUAACGAGCCCACUUCCUCUCAUUCCAGUGGCCGUUCGCUCGCUGGCCCUCGACCGCUAUCAGCACCGCAACCUGGGAUCGACCAACACUUUGACAGCACAGCACGACUCCCAUUUGCAGGAUAGCAGAGCACCAGACCAGGUCGUGGUGAUAGGUAUCGACAGGAACGAGUGCCCAUUGCCCCAGCUCCGCUCGCUCCGUUCCAGUCUCCCUAGCUUCUUCGGGCACAGACGAAAGCUUGCUGGCAAAGGCUAGGUUUGCGGAUUUCCCCAGGCCAGCGUGAAGAAAUGAUGGACCGGCAAGGGAGCGUGGCGACCGCGCCGUACUAUCACAACCACCAUCUCCAUCAUCACCACCACCACCACCAACAGCAACAACAACAACAUGCGCACCACCUGCAACACUAUCAGGAACAAGCAACCGCGCUGGCAUAUUGCCCCACCGUCCCGCUGUCAGUGCAGCAGCAGCAGCAGCAGCAGCAGCAGCAUCAGCAUUCCCAUCACGCUCAACAACAAGCUUCUGGACUUGCAGGGCAGCAAACACAGCUCUCGCUAGUGCCCGCUGGCGCUAUUUACCCACACUUCGGCCACCACCACCACUCUUCCACCCUCCCGCACCGCACCCGCCAUCCACUCCGCGCGGAGGCCCUUCAGCACACCAUGGCCUCUGAACCGAGCCACGCCAUGUCCGACGAGGAGCUCGCUGCCUUCCAACAGGCCAGCGAGAGCUACGAAGCCCCCAUCACCGGACCGUUAGUUGGACAGCGACAGCCGAGCACGGCUCUCACCAGCGAAUACGCCUCGGCAGACCCUGUAUACCAAGCGAAGACGCAGGCGCUGCCGCAGAAAUACUCCCACUACCGAACCGUGCGCGGCGAUGGCAAGUGUGGAUGGAGAGCUGUGGCAUUUGGCUACUAUGAAGCUCUCAUUCAUCAUGGCGACUUGAACCGCUUUGGCAUGGAGGAGGCUCGUCUCAAGUCCAUCGCUCCUCUACUGAUCCAGGCCGGCUUCGAGCCCAUGAUGAUGGAAGACUUUGCCGAUGCCGCCUACGAUUUGCUGCGAGAGAUCGCCAACGCCGCCGCCGAGGGUCUCGAUGCUCUCAGUCUCCUCCUGGAGCGCUUCAACGAUGAAAUGUUGCAAGACUACAUCAUCACCUACUUGAGGUCUCUCACCGCAGCCUGGAUGAAGACCAGAGAGACUGAAUGGGCGCCGUGGCUUUCGAACCAGUCUGUCGAUGCCUACUGCCGCGACGAGAUCAUGCCAGUGGGCGCCGAAAUGGACAACGUCGCGUUGCAGGCUCUGAAAGAUGUCUUGCUGUCUCCAGCUGGAAUUCGCUUGGAGGUUCUCUACCUCGAUCGCAGUGAGGGGAGCGAGGUCACGAUGCAUCGAUUUGAUCCUGUCGCUGCCGGAGGUUUCACGCUCGGCAGCGUGCGUCUAUUGUACAGACCUGGCCACUACGAUAUACUGUACAAGCAAGAAGAUCUCCCGGCACCAACUCCUGCGCCCGCUGUCGUACCAACGUACUUGCAGUACAGCAGCCAGCCAUUUUACGAGCCCGCAUCGGAUCUCAAUUUCUCGGCUAUGCCGGACUUUAUGACACUGCUGCCAGGCAUGUCGUACGCCAACCAAGCUCCCUUCUGUGGUGGCGUGCCAUCGAGUUACGACUCGUACGAGUCUGCCUCGGAGUUUGGCUUCGACACCAACAGCAAAGCUCCGGUGCUCUCCUGUACGCCCACGCCAUCUGCACCGGCUCCUCAGUCGCAUGUACAAUCGCAGCCAAUGUGCGCAUCUGCGAGCACUCCGGUCCAGAUGGUAGCACCCCCAUCCCAGCUGACACAUGACAUUGAUGUACGAACCGUUCCUCAGCUCGGUCACGCAGAAUUUGGUGCUGGGCCCUUCCGUCCAUCCCGACAUACGUUCGAUUCGGCCUUCAUGUCAGGAUCGCAGCAUUUCCAGACCUCAAUCUUCAGAAACUCGCACUACAACAAUGCUCACUUCAACAACCCACACUUCCAGCCUGAACAGUGGAAUCCCGAUUGCGAAUAUGCCACGGCCAGCAGCAGCAGCGGCGGCAAAAGUUCGCGACACAAGAACAGCGGAUGACCACGUACAACAUCCACCCACCAUCCGAGUAACCUGUGCAGCUCCCCGAGUUGCCGUCCUUGCUCGUGGUCGUGCACCCUAGAAUCUGGGUACGUCUAGGGUCCGUGUACGUACCAGGUGCCACGAAUGUCACACGACUGUGACGGUAGUGUGCAUUAGCUCUCAUCUCUCCACCUCCCACCGAAACAACAUCAACCAAUCGACAUAUCGAACCGACCUGCGACGCUCCUUACCCCUAACGACCGGGUGACGACGACUUACGACCAAAGACUUAUCACCUCAGGGUAACCUAGCUAGUAGGAUUACACACUCAAGCAUAUUUAUCUCUCCGUAUCGGAUACUCUUUGACCUAAUACACUGCGUACAGUAGCAGCGAGGGAAACCGGGAUCGGAUGGAACGACUGGCGGUGUUACGGCAGUGGCUUGCUGUCGCCGCAGCGGCCUCCAAGGCACAGAAAGCCUAGGGCCGUGAGGGGUCACUGCUUGCGCCAUGCGUUAGAUGGCGCAUAGUGAAAGGGGUCCCUUCGCUGGAGACUAGGAAAGGUAUGGCUACUGGCAUGAAAGGAGGGGUAGGCCCUUCGAGCUGGAGAGCGCGGAGAUUUCUCGUUUUAAUUGUCUUGUAUUCGGUCCGGGCGUGACGACCAGAGAUAUGGAAGAAUAUUGGUAGAUGGCAGGAAUAACCAUAGACACACUCAUUUCGAUGACUCGCAUGCUGAUGCGCCC